AUAUGCAUGAUUGUUCAUGGUAGUCACAGCUAACAAAAGCACAAGUUUCUCUCUGAUCUUCUUUUUCACUUGUUUAUUUGUUUGAAUGCUCCAGAUCUCCGUGAAGAUGAAGGUGCUGUUGUUCCUGUUUGUUGUGUGCAUAAAGUCUGUCGAUAACUACAGAAAUGGAAAGGUAAAAGAAGCUUGUCAGGACAUGAUGCCUGACCAUCAUCAUCAUGGCCCCAGCCCUACAUCUCCACCAUACACCGUCACUGUGGAUAAGUCUAUAUUCAGUCCUGGUGAUCAAAUUAAAGUGACUGUAUCAGCAGUGUCUUCAGAGAACAAUGCGUACUUUGAAGGCUUUCUUAUACAAGCCCGAGAUGCUGCAAAUCUCGACGGUGGAUCUGUUGGAACUUUUACUCUCCUUGACUCCUCCAUCUCACAGCUUCUUUUAUGUCACCACAGAGAGGGAUCUGCUGUGAGUCACACCAGUGAUUACCAUAAGACAGAAGUUCAAGUGAUCUGGAUGGCACCACAGAAUCCCCCGCCUGGUGUGCAGUUUCUAGUAACUGUGGUUCGGAAAUUUGAGUUGUUCUGGGUGAAGAUUCCAGGUCCUGUAUUGUCUCUAAAUGGUGCAUCUCCUUCAACACCAUUAUCUCCUCAGACAACCACAGCUCCCACGUCUCUGCCCCGCCCGUUCACUUCAGAACACUGUGGAAGUACCAAGACUUGCCUGAGAGACCCAGAAGGCUGCAAUCCUGAGAACGAUACACUCUGUUACUUCCUGUCCUUCAGAAAAGUCGGGCAGGGUGUACAGUUUGAGCUCAGUGGACCGGCUGCGGGUUACAUCUCCUUUGCCUUGUCAACAGAUAAAUGGAUGGGGAAUGAUGAUGUCUACUUGUGCGUCAGUGACACACACAGCAUCAACAUCACUGCUGCUUAUGUUGAGGGAAGGACACAUCCAGUGACUGCUUCAGAGAAUGUUUUGAGAGAGACUGCAUGGCGGCUGGCUGAUGGGGUCAUUCAGUGCAGCUUUUACAGAAACAUACACAUCCCCACCUCUAAUCAAGAUAGAUUUAACCUGGAUCAGAUGUACUACCUCUUCAUGGCUCAUGGUCGGGCAGAGAAUGGGAGAAUCCAUAGACAUGACCGACAGCCCCUUAUUUCAGCAAAGCAAGUAGUUAUUACUGGGCCACCAAAGGAUCUGAUUGGCUCUCGUGCUCCCUUACUCAUCAAAUUCCAUGCUGCGUUCAUGCUCAUUGGCUGGAUGAUGACUGUCAGCACUGGAGUAAUUAUAGCCAGAUACUUCAAACCUGACUGGCCUGAAACAACUGUUUGUGGACAGAGAGUCUGGUUUCAGCUUCACAGAGGUCUCAUGUUGCUCACAGUCCUUCUGACAUUCAUUGGCUUCAUAUUGCCUUUUGUAUACAGGAGCGGCUGGAGCAAGCGUGCAGGCUCACACCCUUACUUUGGCUGUACUGUCAUGACUCUGGCUGUUAUCCAACCCAUCAUGGCUCUGUUUAGACCUGCUCCAGACUCCUCCAGGAGAUAUAUUUUUAACUGGGUUCAUUUGGGCACAGGCACUAUAGCCCAGGUGCUAGCUGUUGUGGCCAUCUUCCUGGGCAUCCAUCAGCAGGCUCUGCUGCUCCCUGCCUCCUGGACCACAGGACUCCUGGCUGGCUGUGUGGUCUGGUUUGUGUUGGCAGACUUGGCACUAGAGAUGCACAGGAGGGGUAUUUAUCCCAUAGGACAUUUUUUCAGAAACUUUCAAGUCUACACAGAAAACCUCCAAACAGAAGACAAAGAGGGGAUUCUGUUUGUACAGUCCGAGAAUGAGAGCAAGGGGUCUUCUUUCAAAACAGUUGUUUUGGCAGUCUACCUGUGUGGAAACCUUGUAUUUCUGGCUCUUCUUCUGGCCACCAUCAGUGAGGUAUGAUGUUGAAGGAUAACAAGCCUUACUAAUGGCUGCUUUUGUACUCGGCUACUGUUUGAGAAGCUAAAGAUGCCUUAUUGAAGGUUGUUCUUACUAUGAUGCACACUGGAUAACUUGAUCAACCCUUUUAAAGCAACAUUCCAGCAGAUAGUUUUAAGAAGUCCAUUUUCCAGAAAAACUGGAUGUUUAUGUGCCAAAGAAAUGACACAGGAGUUUGAACUGAUAUUGCCAUGAGCCAAAGAUACAGAAUGUCACAUUAUUUGUUUAGUUUUUGUGCUUGAAUCUUUGUAUUCAAAAUGUCAAUGAUUUUGCAUGAAUGAUUUCUGAUGGAUCUGUAUGCAGCACAUUAAAGUAGAAGUGUGUAGAUGAGUUUGCUGAAUGAACACAGAGAGAAGUUCAGCACUUGCCCUUCUUAUUAUGAUUUUAUGAAAUCUCACGUUUUAAAUAGGUUUUUGUGGUAUUUGACAACCAUUACAUUUGGACUAGACUACAUUUUACUAUGUACUAUGUUUCUUAUUGUACUUUAAGACAAAUCAUUUGUUUGUUUAAAGUAAAUGGCAGAAAAAAAAACAGAUUAUAAUUCUGAUUUGACAUAUGAGUGCAUCAAAUCAAAGCAUGUAAUGUUCAAUAUUACUGUGAUAUAUCAGAAAUGAAAACUGUGUUACUUAUAACUCGUGCAUAAUAUAUAUCUUAAGUCACAGGUUCUCAAUUUUGAUAUGUAUUUGGGGUCAGAGAAGAUUGUAAUGAAGUUGUAUGCAUAUAAAAUGAUCUAUGGAAUAUUUAAUAAAAACAAUGGAAGCUAUCAGAUUA
This is a messenger RNA of Ictalurus punctatus (channel catfish), 2722 nucleotides long. It is a transcript of the gene frrs1b, whose product is annotated as ferric-chelate reductase 1b. Gene Ontology annotation, molecular function: oxidoreductase activity, acting on metal ions. The transcript is spliced from 15 exons. Bases 86 to 1915 code for a protein of 609 amino acids. NCBI's taxonomy places the organism in Eukaryota, Metazoa, Chordata, Actinopteri, Siluriformes, Ictaluridae. The record is from RefSeq and is a predicted model, not a curated record.